Aspergillus niger is the source of this 240-nucleotide messenger RNA. RefSeq lists its product as hypothetical. The record is from RefSeq and is a predicted model, not a curated record. The annotation marks the transcript as partial. Lineage: Eukaryota; Fungi; Ascomycota; Eurotiomycetes; Eurotiales; Aspergillaceae. The transcript is spliced from 2 exons.
CUGAUUGAUGUUUUCUUGGGAAUGUUCAUGUGCAUGAUGUCUUGUACAGGUCUGGGUUGUUGCUUGGGACAGAAAAGAAUGGGUCUUUCCUUACCAGGAGAUGUCACAGUCAAUCCAGUUGUCGUCGACGUCCGUGAUGCGGUCGCGAGAGACUAUGGCAUUGGUCUCGCUCGGGGUCAAAUUUCCAGGCUCGGCUGCUUGGGGGAGGAUGACGGUGGUGAAGAGGGUGAGAAUACAUAG